AAGGGGGGAAUAGAGAAGCUGAAGCGUCAAAACAUAAACAGAAAGCGCUGGAGCUUGUGUGGGACUCGUCUGUCUCACGCUGAAACCUUCCGCCCUCAUGUCGUGUGUCCCCCGGGACACUUACCCCAGCAGAGGCCCCUAGCUGAGCCACCGGGCGCUGAGCUGGACACACGAACACCUGCGGGAAAGAUUCAAGGGACGAAAAACUCACAAGUGCGCCUCGUCGGGCCUUCGAGCAGAGGUGCUGCCCCGGGUCGACUCAGGACCAAGGGGACAGGAUGGCCGAGGCUGACGGCAAAUCCACUGCGCUGAACGUAGGUUCCUCUGAGGAAAAGGAACCCGGAGGAGAUCAACACAAGGAGGGAGAUGCCUCUGGAAGCAAUGAAGGACAAACACAGGCUUCUUCUCAAGAUGCUCCCAAGGAAACAGGCGAGGCGUCUGGAGACAAGCCAAUGCCAGGUGGGGAAGGAGAGACAGGCACAAAUGGCGAGGAGGAAGAGGAAGACACAGACAGCAUGGAUGGCAGCGGCCUCUACUCCCUGACCGAGGAUGGUGAACGAGAGAGUGAGGGAGGCAGACAUGAGAGGGCAAAGGACAAAGAUGGUCGUAAAAGGGCAGCAAGAAAGAGGAAUAGACCCGGCGGUGGCAACAACCACUCCUCCAGCUCGGACGAGGAUGACGAAGACGAUGAAGAAGAACACAAGGAUGAUGACGACGAGGAGGAGGAGGAUGAUGAUGAUGAUGAUGAUGAUGAGGAGGCCAUGGAAUCGUGGUUGGGAGCAGAGCUCUGUGAACUUCGUGGGCCUAUUUGGCGGUCUGUGCCCUCACUGCUCUCCAGGGAGAUCGGCAGGGACUCGCACCAGUUUGUGCGGCGUGUGUGUGCAGCCCGAGGCCUGGUGCAGAGGCUGGAGCUGCAGGGUCGCCUGGAGAAGCACACGGGCUGCGUCAACACGCUGCACUUCAACCCCUCGGGCACUCGCCUGGCAUCAGGCAGCGACGAUCUGCGAGUUGUGAUCUGGAACUGGGCCAUCCGCCAUGCUGAGCUGGAGUUUGACAGUGGUCACAAGAGCAAUGUCUUUCAGGCCAAGUUCCUGCCUCACAGCGGAGACUCCACGUUGGCCAUGUGUGCUCGAGACGGUCAGAUCCGAGUUGCGGAGCUGUCUGCCACGCAGCGCUGCAAGAACACCAAGCGGGUGGCCCAGCACAAAGGGGCAGCACACAAGCUGGCCCUCGAGCCAGAUUCGCCCUGCUCCUUCCUGUCUGCCGGAGAGGACGCUGUGGUGUUUGGAAUUGACCUGCGUCUCGACCGACCUGCCAAUAAACUGGCAGUUGUAAAGGAGGGUGAUAAAAAAGUUGGGCUGUACACCAUCUACGUCAACCCAGCAAAGACACAACAAUUUGCUGUGGGCGGGAGAGAUCAAUACGUCAGGAUCUAUGACCAGAGGAAGAUUAAUGAGAACGACAACAAUGGCGUACUGAAAAAGUUUUGUCCUUCACAUUUGGUUUCCAGCGAGUCCAAAACCAACAUAACCUGCCUUGUGUACAGUCACGAUGGCACAGAGCUCCUGGUCAGUUACAACGAUGAGGACAUCUACCUGUUUGACGCCAACCACAGCGACGGGGCCGACUACAUCAGGAAAUACAAGGGACACCGCAACAACGCCACAGUGAAGGGGGUGAACUUCUACGGGCCGAGCAGCGAGUUUGUGGUCAGUGGCAGCGACUGUGGACACAUCUACCUGUGGGACAAGAAUUCUGCACGAAUCGUCCAGUUCAUGGAGGGAGACCGAGGAGGAGUGGUGAACUGUCUGGAGCCUCAUCCCCAUUUGCCUGGUAUGGCCACCAGCGGGUUGGACCACGACAUCAAACUGUGGGCCCCCACGGCCGAAAGUCCCACAGGACUCAAGGGUCUAAAGGAGGUGAUGAAGAAGAACAAGCGGGAGCGCGAUGAAGACAGCGUGCGCCACGGCGACCAGUACGACACCCAGCUGCUGUGGUUCCUCAUGAGACACAUGAGGAACAGACGGCCCACGAGGACUCGUCGUGAGGGCGCAGACCCAGACUCAGACGAGUCCUGGAGCUCUCCAGAUUCUUCUGAUGAAGAGGAGGGCGGUCCAGACCAUGUCCAGUGCAUGUCCUCCUGAGCCACACACACACACAUACAGACACACACACACACACACAUAUUCUUUAUUGCCCUUGAAUUGAUGCACAAAGGCAAGCACUAUUGACACACUGGCACACUCAAACACUGACGAGCCACAGAGCCACAGACUUUGGGUGUUUUUGUUUUACACACUCUCACACAGACAAACAUUUACAUUUACCUAAAUAUGCCGUCGAAGCAGUGACAGAUGUGUUGACGCCUGGUUUCCCAGCAGUGCAGAGUGUGCACCCAGCGACCUGGGUCUGCCUGCACACCUCCUGAAUCCCGAUUAUUGAGAAUUGUAACGAAGAGGUUUAGAGAUUGCUCACGUCCCUAUAAACCACUCGGAGGCCCCGGCUUGUCCAUACAUCAUCAAUCUGCUCCUGUCAGCCCCAGAUCUAUGUCACCGUGCGUGUUUGGCAACAAGCACCUCGGACUUCACGCACCUGCUAGUAAGCCACACAUCACCAGCACACAAUCCCUCCUCUCUUAGGCCUUUCCUUUGCUUUCAGUGUAGACGAUGAAGAGGGAUUCUGCAGAGAGGAAGAGUGUAGGCUCGCACCCUCAAACCAUCCCCGAAAUGUGACUUCCUUUAACGUUUGAACUUUGAGAGAGUGAACCCCCCCCCCCCCCCGGUGGCCCUCACUGCAGCGCCCCAGACUCAAACUGGUUUCUGGCCUGGAGCUUGGAGCAGUUAAUCACAUAUGUCCCACGUUUGCUCCCAGAGGACGACUUAAUCUGGACAUGCUGCGUCCCCCUACAUGCCGCCCUCAGCCGCUCCCUCCCCUCCUCACCCCGUUGUCCCUCAGUUCUUCCCCCCCACUACUGACUGCACUACGAAUCAGGGAGGCUCUAGUUUGAGACGUCGACAAAUCAUGCACUGAGGGUUUAAUUUUGUUUUGGAGAGGGUGGGGACUGUUGCCUUGUAUCUCAUUUGAAAAUUUACAGUAGAGUUUAUUUCUUCUUAGUUUAUUUUUGAGGGGGUAUUUUUGCACUUUGGCAUUUCUCGACUGAGGAAGAGGAGGUUUCCUUUUUGCUUCCACCAGCCUCUCCUCCUCCUCCUGCUCCUGCUCUUCUUCCCACUCCCUCUCAAUCCCGACCCCCGUGUUUGACAGCAAAUCUUAAGUUCCACUAUCUCGCUGAGCAUGACAACGUAGAGAAGUAGCCGGCGUUCAGCAUGUGCAUAGGAAAACAAGGACUGGGUUUGGGCCGAUCUGGAUCAAUCGUGAUUGAAACACUGCCUACGAGCCAGUUGAGACUGGAGUGAAAAUGCCAAAUGUCUCCGAUCAGUUGCAGAGUGAUAUUUUUUCAGAGCAAUUUGCGAGUGGAAACUUCAAUCUGUGCUGUUGUGACCAUCGGCUCGAAGGGGGGGGGGGGGGCAGGGGUCGGCAGGGUCGAAACGCUUGCCAGUCAUUUGUUGUGUGAGAGCGAUAAAGUCCAGCUUUUCUCAUUUUCUAUGAGAACUCUAGCUAGUUGAAUUUCUAUGUACAUAUAUAAAUAUAUAUUAAAACUGUAAAGAAAAAAAAAUACUUUAGCAAAUGCUGUUUGACUUCAAAGAAGAAACAAAGUUGAAUCAUUUGAUUGGUAUUGAUGCAGAGGUUUAUAUUCUUUAUGAGGACAAAGUACUUUUAAAUUCCAGAGAAAACAAAAAGACUUGAGGCACCGUGUUUUCCCUAAACGAAUCCUCGUCUGUUGAUGAACAGAGUCAGUCAUUUCUAGUAUUGAAGUUUUGAUUCUCUCUCUCAUCCCCCCUCCCUCACCAAGAAAAUACAGUAUUUUCCUUUCUAUAUCUUAAUCCAUCAUUUGAGACAGUUCCAUCCAGAAUUUCCCCACAGGCUAUUUUUGGCAUAUUGUAUACAUCAUGAGGCUUUUGAUGGACAUUUUCUUCCACCACUGCCUAAUAUUGCAUUCAACCAGUUCAGUUGGAAAUAUGUACGAUUCGUGCAAUAAACAAAAAGACAGUGCUCUUGAUGUCGCA
Pleuronectes platessa (European plaice) is the source of this 4124-nucleotide messenger RNA. RefSeq names its product DDB1 and CUL4 associated factor 8 (gene dcaf8). The record is from RefSeq and is a predicted model, not a curated record. Gene Ontology annotation, molecular function: protein binding. Lineage: Eukaryota; Metazoa; Chordata; Actinopteri; Pleuronectiformes; Pleuronectidae. Gene Ontology annotation, cellular component: cytoplasm; Cul4-RING E3 ubiquitin ligase complex. The coding region runs from base 279 to 2144 and encodes 621 amino acids. The transcript has 13 exons.